Messenger RNA from Morone saxatilis (striped sea-bass), 1509 nucleotides. RefSeq names its product son of sevenless homolog 1-like. The record is from RefSeq and is a predicted model, not a curated record. Gene Ontology annotation, cellular component: plasma membrane; nucleosome. Gene Ontology annotation, molecular function: DNA binding; protein heterodimerization activity; guanyl-nucleotide exchange factor activity. Gene Ontology annotation, biological process: Ras protein signal transduction; positive regulation of GTPase activity. NCBI's taxonomy places the organism in Eukaryota, Metazoa, Chordata, Actinopteri, Moronidae.
UGUACAGGAAGUGGAGGAGCGAGUCCAGAAGAGCUUCCCUCAUCCGAUCGAUAAGUGGGCGAUCGCCGACGCUCAGGCUGCCAUCGAGAAGAGGAAGAGGAGGAACCCGCUGGCUCUGCCUGUGGACAAGAUCCACCCACUUCUCAAGGAGGUGCUGGGCUAUAAGGUGGACCACCAGGUGUCGGUCUACAUGGUGGCCGUGCUGGAGUACAUCUCCGCCGACAUCCUGAAACUGGCGGGAAACUACGUGAGGAACAUCCGACACUACGAGAUCUCCCAGCAGGACAUCACUGUGGCCAUGUGUGCCGACAAGGUGCUGAUGGACAUGUUCCACCAGGACGAGGAGGACAUCAGCUGGUUCCCUCUGAUGGACGAGGAGCCGUCGGCCAAUGAGGAGCAGAGUUACUACGAGCUGGUGAGGAGCUUCAUGUCUGACGGCCGACAGUUUGUGAGACAACUGAACCUGCUAAUCAAAGUGUUCAGAGAACCCUUCAACUCCAACCUCAUGCUCUUCUCACAGCACGAUGUGGACAGUAUCUUCAGUCGGAUCGUGGAUAUCCACGAGGUGACGGUGAAGCUGUUGGGUCUCAUCGAGGACACGGUGGAGAUGACAGAUGAAGGAAGUCCUCAUCCUCUGGUGGGAAGCUGCUUCGAGGACCUGGCUGAGGAGUUGGCCUUUGACCCCUAUGAGACAUAUGCUCAGGACAUCCUGCGAUCUGGUUUUCAUGAACACUUCCUGAGUCAAGUGUCCAAACCGGGAGCUGCCUUCCACCUCCAGGAAUCUACCUGACCAACAUCCUGAAGACGGAGGAGGGAAACCCAGACUUCCUGCGGCGCCACGGUAAAGAUCUGAUCAACUUCAGCAAGAGGAGGAAAGUGGCAGAAAUCACGGGGGAGAUCCAGCAGUACCAGAACCAACCGUACUGUCUGAGGGUGGAGAACGACAUCAGGAAGUUCUUCGAGAACCUGAACCCGAUGGAGGACAUGUCUGAGAAAGACUUCGCUGAUCAUCUGUUCAACAAAUCUCUGGAGAUCGAACCUCGGAACGCCCGAUCGUUACCUCGCUUUGUGAAGAAGUACACCUGUCCUCUGAAGUCUCCAGGGAUCCGUCCCACCUCUGCGAGGCCCGGCACCAUGCGACACCCAACGCCACUGCAGAACGAGCCCCGGAAGAUCAGCUACAGCCGCAUCCCCGAUAGCGAGGCCGAGGGUGGCGCUGUGUCCGCCCCAAACUCGCCCCGUACGCCCCUGACUCCGCCCCCCGCCUCCGCUGCCUCCAGCUCCACCGACGUAGGCAGCGUGUUCGACUCGCCACAGGGUCCCAGCAGCCCCUUCCACUCCACCUGCGACAGUAUCUUCUCUGUGGUCUCUUUGCCUCACGGUCCACGGUCAUCUUCGGUCUCCUCCAUGGUGAGUUUCAGUCGUGGUUCAGAGGAGGUUCCAGUUCCUCCUCCGGUUCCUCCUCGCAGACGUCCAGAGUCAGCUCCUGCAGAGUCAUCUCCCUCAAAG